Molecule: messenger RNA, 568 nt
Organism: Pterocles gutturalis (yellow-throated sandgrouse)
Lineage: Eukaryota; Metazoa; Chordata; Aves; Pterocliformes; Pteroclidae
Product: E3 ubiquitin-protein ligase SIAH2
Exons: 1
Biological process (GO): proteasome-mediated ubiquitin-dependent protein catabolic process; multicellular organism development
Cellular component (GO): cytoplasm
Molecular function (GO): ubiquitin protein ligase activity; zinc ion binding; ubiquitin conjugating enzyme binding
Source: RefSeq, a predicted model, not a curated record
UAUGCCACGACAGGCUGCUCCCUGACACUCCAUCACACAGAAAAGCCAGAACACGAAGACAUCUGUGAGUAUCGUCCGUACUCCUGCCCGUGCCCCGGUGCCUCCUGUAAAUGGCAGGGAUCCCUGGAAGCCGUGAUGUCCCACCUCAUGCAUGCCCACAAGAGCAUUACCACCCUUCAGGGAGAAGACAUUGUUUUUCUUGCCACAGACAUUAACCUUCCCGGGGCAGUCGACUGGGUGAUGAUGCAGUCAUGCUUCGGCCACCACUUCAUGCUGGUGCUGGAGAAACAAGAGAAGUACGAAGGUCACCAGCAGUUUUUUGCCAUCGUGCUGCUCAUCGGUACCCGUAAGCAAGCGGAGAACUUUGCAUACAGACUGGAGCUGAACGGCAACCGCCGCCGGCUGACCUGGGAGGCGACACCCCGCUCCAUCCACGACGGGGUGGCCGCGGCCAUCCUCAACAGCGACUGCCUAGUUUUUGAUACGGCUAUUGCACACCUUUUUGCUGACAACGGAAACCUCGGCAUCAACGUGACUAUUUCUACGUGUUGUCCGUGAUGUAUUUGCG